AUGGCUGUGCCGGAUAAGUACCGCGAAUUAGGUGGAUUCUGCAAGUAUUAUUCGGGGGAAAAGCGCGCACCUAUUCUCACUAUCGUGAUUGGAGGCAAUCAUGAAUCGUCAAAUUACCUGUGGGAGUUGUAUCACGGGGGAUGGCUAGCGCCGAACAUAUAUUUCCUCGGGCAUGCAGGAUGUGUACAAGUAAACGGCAUUAGAAUUGCAGGCGCAUCUGGUAUAUUCAAAUACCAAGAUUUCCAACUUGGUCAUUGGGAACGGUUGCCGUACAACCAUGGAUCGAUGAGGAGCAUCUACCAUAUCCGCGAGUUCAACGUCCGCAGGUUGUCCUUGCUCUCCUCGCCCACCGUUUUUCUAUCGCACGAUUGGCCUAGAUCCAUCGAGCAGUAUGGCAAUCUACGCGAUUUGUUACGGCGAAAACCAUACUUCCGCGAGGACAUUCAAAAGGGCUCCCUCGGCUCACCACCCCUCAUGGGCUUGAUGAAGACACUGCAACCUGAUUGGUGGUUUUCUGCUCAUCUACAUUGUCGUUUUGAGGCCAAUGUAAGACACGGUGCUCAACCACAAGACAACAGACAAGCAGAGCCAACAACGGCGGAGGGGACAAACCCGGAUGAAAUCACGAUUGAAGACGAUGACACCGAAGAUACGAAAGCAGCUGAAGCGGAACCCCCUCAUUUGAGUCAAGAGAAGGCCAAUACAGAUGUCGAGGCUGAAGGAGAAGCAUCCGCUUCGCUACCUCCGAAGAAUACUAAAUUCAUUGCGCUAGACAAAUGCUUACCAAAACGACAAUUUCUUGAAGUAAUCGAUGUUCCAGAAUCACCUAUGCUAUCGAAUCUCCGUCCAGACGAAAGAAACCAUCUCCCUGUUUUGAGCUUCGAUCCCGAAUGGCUUGCUAUCACUCGUGCCUUCCAUCCAUAUAUGCCACUCAACCGACUACAAAUGUCUUACCCUGCAGAGACGGAAGCGAGGAAAGCAGUCGAGAAGGAACUGGAAUGGGUCAGACGCCAUGUGCUCCCCGAGUCAGGGAUUAAAAAAGUGGACGAUUGCCAAACAUUUAUUACGAGCGCUCCACCUCCGGGUUCGGAAGGCGCUAGCCGAAAGCAACAACCUCCACACUAUCCCAAUCCGCAAACAGCAGCCUUCUGCUCCAUGCUGGAGAUCGAUAACAAAAUUGAUCCAUCUUCCGCGGGAACGCAGCACACGACGCUACCUCACCCUCCUCAGGCUUGA
Molecule: messenger RNA, 1236 nt
Organism: Fibroporia radiculosa
Lineage: Eukaryota; Fungi; Basidiomycota; Agaricomycetes; Polyporales; Fibroporiaceae
Exons: 6
Coding region: 1-1236 (411 amino acids)
Biological process (GO): mRNA splicing, via spliceosome
Cellular component (GO): nucleus
Molecular function (GO): RNA lariat debranching enzyme activity
Source: RefSeq, a predicted model, not a curated record